Molecule: messenger RNA, 4792 nt
Organism: Dreissena polymorpha
Lineage: Eukaryota; Metazoa; Mollusca; Bivalvia; Myida; Dreissenidae
Exons: 3
Coding region: 1042-1755 (237 amino acids)
Biological process (GO): signal transduction
Source: RefSeq, a predicted model, not a curated record
GGAGCCAUAUCUUGGAAGUGCUUUGGCGGAUUUCAUUGAAACUUGGUAUGAGUAUAUAUAUGGAUAAGAGGAUGAUGCACGCCAAAUGGCAUUGUACACCAUCUGUUAAUAACGGAGUUAUGACCCUUUUUAUCUUAAAAAAAAAUGCUUUUUUGAGUGUCAAAUAUAACACUUUUGUGUCUAGAAGCAUAUUGGCGGGGGAUAUCAAUUCAACGAAUUUGCUUGUUUAUAGUUAACUGGUAGUUACCUGGUACCUGUACCCAGUAAAAUUUAUUAACGACUAUACUGAAAAUAUGAAAACUGAACAAUUUUUUGCAAGUAAUGUAAUAUGCCAGUCGUGAUAUUUUAAUCAAUAUAAACUAAUAAUUGUAAAAAAACACACGGUAUUUUAGAACCUUUUUCGUCAUUCGUGGUUGAUAGUCCCUUUAAAUGACUCAAGGCAAUUAAUUAAGGCAUCUCUAUGAACAACUUCAAGAAGUCCAUUUCAAUGUUCAACUUUGCACGGCCUGUAUUGACCAGACAUUCUCCAAAUCUAGUUGAUUUUAUUGGCCACUUGGUUUCGUGAAUUUAAAGAUUUUAUUGCCACGUUUGUAAAACUUUUGCAUUUGGUGACACUUGCGAAUGGCAGUGGGAGCCAUGGUGGUCAAAGGUCAAAUCAGGUCAAAACACAUAGACAACUGCAUGACCUCAAAUGACUUCUGUGAUUAAAUGGAUUGUAUUGUGGAUCACCAACCUUAUUACCUCAAAGGUCAAGUUGACACUUAAAAAUCAAAAGUCAAAUUUGUCCAUGCAUAUCUUGUGCAUAAAAUAAGCGAAGUUUUGUACACAAUUGGAAUUUGAGGGCAUUAUGGAAAAAUCUCCUGUUCGUUAAGAUUUAUCCUAUUGUUCUCUAACAAAGUUGGUACUUUCUAUCAGGUCAAGUCUUCAACACGUGGUGUCUGUGAGCUUAGGGGAGAGCUUUUUGGCCAUCAUGGUCCUCUCUUUAAUGUAGUAAGUUUUAGGUGUAUAUGUAUUGUAAUUUACCAACAAUUUUAAUCUGAAAUGUUUGUGUGUUUUUCAGAGGACAAGUAUGAGUUCCAUGUAUUUCUUUACCCCCAUGAUGAUACCAGAGGAAAGACAGAGACGAUCAAGCAGAAGCUUGAGGAUAAACACUAUGAUUUAUUUAUAUCUGCUGACAUUAAACCAGGAACAGGAUAUCCGAACAUUUACGAGCGAUGCGAGACUGGCUUCGGGCAGUGUCGGAAGAACGACAUAUUCACGAGAAAGGUCAUACAAACAACAUCAGCAACAAUGGAAAAGAGCGCAGCCGUGCAUUUUCUGUAUUCAGAGAAUCUGCUACGUGAUGCUUGGGCUAUGAUAUUCCUCACAACCUUAAUGGAGGAUGGCAAAGAUAUUCUCUGUUUGGGAAUAGAUGCCUUUAAGCCACAGCACAUUAUCACGACUUUUGAGAAAGGACAAUUUGAGACCGAUGGAUCAGUAAUGAAUGGUAUUGAGAUAAGGCCAGUUAGUAAUUAUAUAAGCUUCUGGAAGCGUCUCCCGAAAGUGAAGGUUCCAAAUGAAACUGAUUCGCAGAGAAAACAGAAGAAUUUCUGGUGUUUUCUGCAAAACAAACUCCCUAAACCUAUGGUCAAAGCAAAGGGGAAACGUGUCGAUAUUGACAGAAGAAAUUUUGAAACUCCUCUUCUGGAAUUCCCGCAUCCUACUCAUAUGAAACGUUAUAGUGACACAUCAAGAGGAAAGUCGGUCAUCAGAUGAUGUGUUUGUAUACUUGCACAAUGAGGUGCAGCAACAGAACUUAUAACCAGCGACCAUAUAUGAUGGGCCCCUAGACCAGAUAAAGGGUGGACUUUUGAACAUGAUACCGCCAUAGCCCAUGCGUUCGGAAAUGCUAUGGAAAUAGGGAAUGAACGAACAACUCUGGUUGCAGAUAAUCAAAUACAUGCCAAAACAGCUGAAUAUUGGAAUUUAAAUAACCAAAUAUUGAACAACAAUGACACUUCUUACCAUGUUGUUGCACAAAGCGAGGCUAUUUACUUGAUUCAUCCUAUGAAUAAAAAAGGUUUCAUGUCCUCUGAAGAUGGAUCGCCUCCAACGAGUGUCAGCGUAUCAAGCCCUCCUGAUAACAAUGCCGAUUUAUUUAGAGCGGAUUCCUAUGUAGGUUUUACAAGUGGAGGUAUUUGAGCAGGCAUUCCUGGUCAUAGUGUCAGUGGAUACAGCAGAAGUCAGACGAGUUCAUCAUUUGGAGCAAACAGCGGUGCGCUGUGUACCUUACAGUCUUCUUUCUCGACCUCUCCAAGUCUAUCUUCUGGAAAAAAAAUCAUCUUUUACCGAAAAAGAAGUACAAAUUGAAGAGACAAAAGAUGAUUAAAGCUUUGUUAAAAAUGAUAAAGGUUUGAAACUAACAUUAGAGUCUACUGGAUAUACACGGAACGUUAGCAAUUCGGUUGUCUCUCCGGAAAGUGGAUAUUCCUCUGGUAAUACAAACCCAUCUUAAAUUUGAACGAUGACACAGACGGUUGGACUUUCCAGAAGGAUUCGAAUUUAGUUAUAAUUUGCAAAGCAUUUUAAUGUGUACGAAUAUAGUGAUUUGUGUUGCUGUUUUCAUCGACCCAAUUACAUGGAAAACGAUGCAUUGGAUAUAACGCCUAUUGUCGGGUCGAAUUAUAUUUUGAUGAAGAGGUUUUGGAAGUGUGUCACUUUAUUUUACCAGUUUUAUAAAUCAUACGGGAAAUAAGAAGUGUACACUAUUUUUGUAACAUUGUAACUGAAAUAAAUAGAUGUGUACGAUAAUUUCAGACUUUCGUAGAUUUUCAUAAUAUGGUUUACUGUACAAGUGAUCAGAGAAAAUAUUAUAUUAUGAAUGAGAUAAAUUAUUUAUGACAUAUUCAACGGUUUACUUUGUAUGAGGAGCUGUUGAUAAGCAAUAGAAGACAUCUACAGCUAUUCAAAAUGUUCACAUUUUUGCCUUUACAACAAUGUUUCUACUACAUCACAAUAAAACAAGGUAUUCUAUGUGAUAAAAGAGACACAGGGUGAUGCUGAAUCGACAGAUGUUCACUUAAAUGUAUAUUUCUUAUGAAUUUCUAUGGUAUGGUAUCUAUAGUUUCCCGAUUUGUUGCAGUCGUCUUUUAAUACAUUGGAACACAUUGAUAUAUCCUAUUUCAUUAUUUCAACAGAAAGUAAACAUGUAUGUGUGUAAUUUCCCAGAAGAGGGUCAUGGCGUUUCGAGUGUGUAGCUUCGGUGUGAGAAUUAAUAUCGUUUGAUUCUUUUUUUUUUAGAUUUUAAAGAUAUGGAACUUUUUAACAAUGUUUGUGAAGUUUUGUUUACAAUUGUGUUUUUUGUUGUUAAGUUUUGUAAUCCGAAGCAUAUAUUAGGUGGAUGGCAUUAUAAGGGUUGUUGUGCUUUCGUGUUAUGUAUGGAUUGAAUCUUUGCAUUUCUUGAUUGAUGUCAAUUAUUGUAGUAAAAGUAUGUAUGUUUCAUAUAUGACAUGAGCAUGUUAUUCAUAUACGCUUUUUAAUUCAGUUUCUUACCGUCUUUUAACGCUGUAUUUCUUAUAGUUUAUUCGCGAUUGUUCCGCUUUGUCUUCAAGCAUUUUAACUUUGUUAACACUUAUGUUGAUGUUGAUAUGUUUUUUAUGAAACAUUAUCUACAACAUUCUUUUUUAUGGCUCGUAUCAAAUCCUUGCAGGUAUUACACUCCAUGUGAUGAUGGUCCAUUUAUGUAUUUACACACAACAAGUGUCUUUUCUGUGUAUUUUUUCCCUUCUGGAUACAAAACAUUGUAGUAUUUGUAUUAUUGUUUAUGAUUUCUAUUUACCUUUACAUUUUUGACUGCAAAACAUACACAUUUGUUAAACAUACUUUUUUAUAACAAAUUGCUGGGAUUUUCAUUUCAUAUAAUAAUUUACAAAGAGAUGUGUUGAAAGAUUUUUCUUGUGAUAGCUAUGGUUACAGCUAGGGAGCAGUAAAUAAAAAUUGCCGACUGCGACACCCUUUACGUCAAUAGUCCACUUGAUCUGUUCAAUAGCAAGAGUUCCGACUCAAAGUUCGGUCGCAUCACUUAUCACUCAUAGCCUUUCAUACUUACCAUAUUUGGCUCAAAACAAAUACAAGUUUAUCUCUAAAUAACGUGUAUGCAGAACUUGUUGCAUCCACCAUAGUUAUUGGAACAAAUACGGUCCAAUCAUAAACAUGGUCGUUGGCUUGUAGUGUAUAUUCAAUUAUGUUUUGAAUUUAGUUCUUUGUACACUAUGCGAGCUCCUAAAUAAUCAUCAGAAAUAAAUAAAAAUUACACUUACUGGUUACUCAUUACAAUAUAUAUUUUGUUAAAAAAUAACGAAUCGUUAUGAAAUAACAAUAAAAAGAUCGGCACAAAAUAGCCUUUUUACGAAGUGACCAUACCCACGUGUAACCGACUUUUUCGAUGAAAUGCUUAAGUUGUUUCUCUUGAGGAAAACGAAUGCAAUUUGAAAUUGAGAUAAAUGAUUGUAUUUUGAAUAUAUGAAAUGCACUUUUUGGACGCCAACUACGAGAUUCAAAUAUGUGUAUCAUAUAGAUGCGGGCUUUCACAUGUUACCGAAUAUUUUAUAUAAUAGCUUUUCAGCGUUAAUAUUCUGAAUUAACCUGAAUUAUUUCACUUGCAGGUAACCAGUGCGAUGACUUUGUUUAUGACAGAAAAGCAUGAAAGUUAUGAUGGGAUAACGUAUUCUUAUUUAAGUGAUUGUUUGACCUUUGUAAUGGCAACUGCUUUUUUUCGGAAUAUAUGAAACAUAUUUUAAGUAUUCAAAUGGCA